AAAAACUGAGAGGAGAACAACUUGCCCAUGGCUGAGACAGUUCCUUUAUUUGCUUUUGUAUGAGAGAGUGAAAGCGGCAACAGCACACAUAGCACAGCAGUUGGCAACUUGCAGUACUUCCUCAUCCUGACUGCUGUAUGGAGGUGAAAGCCAUUGCUCCUGGCCCUGCAUUUCCCCCCGCAGCCUCUUUAGAGCAUAACAACAGAGAAAUAUUUUGUUCAUUUUUGCUGCAAGGAACUCAGGCACAAGGUAGACUAUAGGACAGCGCCCAGCACCAAAAACGUGUAGUCCGCUGACACCUAGCCAUGAUGAAAGCGGGCGCCACCAAAGUGGGGCUGCCCAAGCCUGGACUCCAGGAACGAGUAAGGCAGGCCCCCUCAACGUCCUCUGCCUCCACCACCUCCUCAGCCAUGAAGACCUCCAGAUCCUCCAACACGUUGGCCUCAGAUCAGCGCCUUAGCAAGCUGAAAAGAGCCAGCAGUGAUGAUGCCUUGACAAAGCCUCCACCAGGAGCUACUGCCUCCGGUUCCCGGAUGAAGAAGACUGUGACUACAGGAGCCAUUUCUGAUCUCGCUGAGGCCCGCCCUCGCAGCUUGUCAGGUGCACAAACUGUCAAGAAGUCUGGAAUCCCUGCUCCUAGAGAAAUGCCCUCUGCCAUAACAAGAGACCGCAGCUCUCUAAGGGACCAGCUGAAGAGCAAUUCCACAAAGAGACUGGUUUCCAGUGCCAGCACUUCCAGCCUCUCGACCAUGACAAGACAGACCCGUAAUUCAGCCAAAUCUCGUGCAGAUGCAGAGGGCCAAGAAAAGAGUAUUCUGGAAAGCCAGGUGAAGGAGCUUCUUGCUGAGGCAAAGGCUAAAGACCUAGAGAUCAGCAAUCUCAGGAUGGAGUUGCAACGCUGUAAGGGUAAAGCCUCUUCUGCUUCCUCCUCACCCUCAUCCAAUUCUGUUUCACCUCAAGAACCUGCAGCCGAUCGCGAGCAAGGACAGGUGGGGGAGGCCCUUGUGCUGGUUGGAGAGCUGAGGGAGAAGAAUGGGAAGUUUCAGAGGGAGCUGGCAGCCCUCAGAGAGGAGAAUCAGGCACUGAAGGAGAAGCUGCUUAGCUUGGAGGCAUCUUCUAUCUGUAGUACAAACACAAGCACUUCCUCCAAGCCUCUGGUGAAUGGCCUGUCCUCAGACUCUUCAGCUCCGCAACAGCAUAGUCUCCCCUCUACUGCCAGCCCACUCAAAACCUCUGGAUCUUCCAGUUCUGACAUCACCAAGGGGUCACCGUCACCUGACUCCUCAGAGUUUGAGAAGAUCCCAUCACGCUCAGAAUCAGCAAGCAGUGGUGUCAGUGGGAGCACUGAUCAAGCAGGCGCAGUUAACAGUGCCAGAGGUCAGGACAUCUCCUUGCAGAGCCUAACCGAACAGAUUCACAAGAUGGAGGAGAGCCACCACAGCACAUCGGAGGAACUGCAGGCAACAAUACAGGAGCUGGCUGACCAGCAGCAAGUGGUGCAGGAGCUGACAGCUGAGAACGAGCGUCUGGUUGAGGAGAAACGACUCCUGCAGACCUCACUUCAACAGCAGAGAGAGCGUCUGGAGGUAUUGGCCCAAAAGAAUGAAACGCUCUCUGUCCGGCUUCAGGAGCAGGCUCAGGCUCAGGCCCAGAGGGAGGAGGAGCUGGGUAGCCAGAGGCCUAGACUGGUUGAACUGGAGCAGAGGUAUGCUGAGCUGGUAGAGAGUUCACGCUUUGAACGGGAGAAGCUAGUAGACAUCCAGCAGCAACUAACGGGCAGCUUGCGGGCCCUGGAGGAGGAGCACCAGGAGGCCCAGAGCCAGGUGCGCUGCCUCAGAGAGGAGUUAGACAGGUUGCAAGCCCAGUUGGACAGAGAGCUGGAAGCCGGAGGUCAGGCAGCUCAAGCUGCAGAAGACCAGAGGGCAACAGCUGAGGGUCUGAGACUGGAAAACAACAGGUUGAAGGCACAGGUGGACAUUGAGAGGCAAAAAGUGACUGAGUUGAAGGCUAUGCAAAGUGCCAGUGACAACACUGAGCUGCAGACUCUGCUGAAGACAGCCCACACUGAGAGAGACAAGCUGGGAGUGGAGCUGACAGAACUAAGACAGGAGCUGCUUCAGGCGCAGGCUGAGACUGAGCAUGUGCAAGCCUCCGUGUCUAAGGUGGAGGCAAAAUGUCAGCAGCUUCAGGAGCGGGCUGAAAAGAGAGAACUGGAGCUAUGUAACCAAGUGGCUUCCCUGGAGGAAGCGGGAAUCCAGGGUGAGAACCAGGUGAAGGAGAUGAAGGAGACCAUAUUUGAGCUGGAGGACCAGGUGGAGCAGCAGAGGGCUGUUAACUGUCACACCAACCAGGCUGUCCUGGACAUGGAAAAUCUGGUCAAAAAGCUGGAGGAGCAGAAGGCUGAAGCAGAGCGGCAACUGAAAGUUAUGAGUAGACAAAUGAAGGAUGAAAAGGAGGAGUGGCGUCGUUUUCAGGCAGACCUCCAGACGGCUGUGGUCGUAGCGAAUGAUAUCAAGGUGGAAGCUCAACAGGAGCUGCGCACACUCAGGAGGGAGCUGCAGGAGGAGCAGGAUCGUAAUGCAAAGCUUUCUGCAGACCUUGAGGCCCUGCAGGGAGUCAGGUCCCAAGGUGAAGAGGCGAGAGUGUCUGACUCGGAUAACGGCCGUCACUGGUGCGGCAUCUCCAUGAUCCCAGCCACGCCCGCCGACGCCAGCGGAGAUUCCAACACAGAGCCUGGAGCUACUGUCAAAUCCCUCAUUAAGUCCUUUGAUACUGUUGGACAAAAUGGGCCAGGUCACACGGUUCAAAUGCAUUCCUCCUCAAGAAGCCCACUGAGUGGGAUCCCUGUGCGCACUGCACCUGCUGCUGCUGUAUCCCCCAUCCAGAGACACUCGCACAUAAAGCCACUAUCAAAGACACUGGAAAAAAGAAUUAAUCACGGAGAAUUCUCCCAUCCUCAUGACAAAUUGGCGAGCUGCAGGGAAGACCUGAAACCUAACAGCCUUAUGAGGAAAAGCCCGUCACUGGAGUCUGUAAUCAAAACCUCUGCCUCCCUCAGCAGCCGCACGCCAUCCUUCAGCUACAACCGAGGAAGCAGCAAGCUCAGUGUGGAAAGAAAGGACCCCUUGGCUGCACUGGCGCGGGAGUACGGAGGAUCUAAGAGAAAUGCUCUACUGAAGUGGUGCCAGAAGAAAACAGAAGGCUAUCCGAAUAUCGAUGUGACCAACUUCAGCAGCAGUUGGAAUGAUGGCCUGGCUUUCUGUGCCCUAUUGCACACAUAUCUGCCUGCCCACAUCCCUUACCACGAACUCAUCAGUCAAGAUAAGGUCCGGAAUCUGACUCUAGCUUUCCAGGCAGCUGAGAGCAUUGGCAUCAAACCCUCCCUGGGCGCGGCACCUAAUGGACAAGACUCUCAUGAUAACCCAGUGCUCAGGUAUUCCAAAGCUGUCUGGGUAGAGGUGCACAAGUUGUGUGGAGCAUCUCAUCUAAGACAACCUUAUGCCUCGCUAUGGAACAAUAUUGCUGUACGGAUUGGGCGGAAAACUGUGUUCUGGAAGGAAUGGCUUGUCAAAGGCAUACGCAGGAUAAGUGAUCUUUACUCAGGGGGAGUGUUUAUGUCAUUUGCUGAAAUAACCCGAAAAUACGGUUUGAUAAGAGAAAAUAAUUUUUGGAAAUAUUUACAAAUAAGGGAUUGUGUUACCAAAGGAAAAUUUGCUCAAAGCUCGAAUAUGGUGGUGGAGUUUUUAGAAUUGUCCAGUACAGCACAUAGGGCGGCUGUUUUCUACAAACUGUUUAACAAUCCAAAAAAAGAGAUAUGUGAAAACUUGAGGAUUAUAUGGCAGAGGGAUCUGGGUUGUGCAAUUUCUAAAGAAGACUGGCGCAGAAUUUUGUCAUUCUCUGAUAAGUAUAUAAGGGAGGCCAGGGGUAAAUUUACUCAGUAUAAAUUAAUACACAGGUGGUACUUCACUCCAUCCAAACUUUAUAGAAUGGGAAUUAGUCCCAGUAAUGUAUGCUGGAAAUGUAGUUCAGAUCCAGGGACAUUUAUACAUGCUAUUUGGGAAUGUGGGAAAGUUUAUCCCUUUUGGCAAAAAGUGUUGGACAAAAUAGGAAGGUGGAUUGGUUUGAUGAUACCCCUGUCACCAAGACUGUGCUUAUUAGGGGAUCGGUCGGUGUUACCUGGGGUUUCAAAAUAUGACUUUGUGGUUAUAAAGGUGGGGGUGAUCGCAGCGGCUCGAGUUAUUCUGAGUGUAUGGAAGGAACCAUCUCCUCCAGAAUAUAAUAGGUGGAAAGAAACUAUGCUGAAAAUGGUGUCGUAUGAAAAACUCUUGGCUAGGAUUAAUGAUGAUAGGGAGGGUUUUGACAAAUCGUGGGGACGUGUUUUUGGCUGAGAUGGUUGGAACUUAUUUGGUCAGGGCAAUUAUCUUUAGUUAUGUUGUACGCUUGCUGCACUGUUUGUUUGUGUAGGCACUCAGUAAGGGAAUGACUUAAAGAUUUGAGUUAACUGUCCUUUUUUUUUUUUUUUUUUUUUUUUUUUUUACGGGUGUAC
Molecule: messenger RNA, 4546 nt
Organism: Maylandia zebra (zebra mbuna)
Lineage: Eukaryota; Metazoa; Chordata; Actinopteri; Cichliformes; Cichlidae
Source: RefSeq, a predicted model, not a curated record